Messenger RNA from Drosophila navojoa, 3946 nucleotides. It is a transcript of the gene rad50, whose product is annotated as DNA repair protein rad50. Gene Ontology annotation, molecular function: double-stranded telomeric DNA binding; single-stranded telomeric DNA binding; ATP hydrolysis activity. Gene Ontology annotation, cellular component: Mre11 complex; nucleus; condensed nuclear chromosome. NCBI's taxonomy places the organism in Eukaryota, Metazoa, Arthropoda, Insecta, Diptera, Drosophilidae. Gene Ontology annotation, biological process: chromosome organization involved in meiotic cell cycle; double-strand break repair; telomere maintenance via recombination. The record is from RefSeq and is a predicted model, not a curated record.
AUGUCGACCAUUGAGAAGCUCUCUAUUCAAGGUGUACGCAGCUUUGGCGUUAAUGCUGAAGAUAUGCAAAGUAUCACCUUCUCGUCGCCUAUUACGCUGAUUCUGGGUCAAAACGGUUGUGGCAAGACAACAAUUAUUGAAUGCCUAAAAUAUGCCCUCACUGGCGAGUAUCCGCCCGGCAGCAGCAGCGGAAAGAACUUCGUGCACGAUCCCAAUAUAUUUGACAAAAAUGAGUCGUUGGCCCAGGUGAAAAUGCUAGUGCGGGACCGUCGGAAUGUCCAGAUGUCCAUUUGCCGCAGCAUGAAGGUUACCAAAGUUAGGAACGGUCUUACCUUUAAGACUAUAGAUUCGACGAUAAAUUUUCUGGGCAGCGAUGGGAAGCCGUCAAAGAACAGCCAAGAGUCGAUGAGCUCCCGCGUCAUCAAUACGGACAUGGCUGUUAGCGAUUUCAUGGGCGUGUCCAAGGCAAUAAUAAACAGUGUACUAUUUUGCCAUCAAGAGGACUCCAGCUGGCCACUGGAUGAGCCCAAAAAGCUGAAGGAGAAGUUCGAUGCGAUCUUUGGCAUAACGGAGUACAACAAAGCACUCGACAGGAUCAUCAAGUUGCGAAAGACAGCCGUGGAGGAGCUCAAAGUAAUGAAUGCAAACUUGAAGCUCUUGGAGCACUUCAAGAAAGAAAUGGACGAGAAGACGAUGAGUCUGCAGAAUGCGCAGCGUAAAUGUGAGGAAAUCAAGGAGGAGUGCAUCAAAUGUGAUGAGGAAGUAAAGCCAAUUGAUGCAAGACUGAAGGAAAUACGGAAUAUUGAAUUCGAAAUUGGGGAAUAUCAAGCAGAAAAAGUCAAAGUGGAUACCAAGCACCAAAGUUGUGUGGAGCAAAUAGCCAAGCUAAAUAGACAGAUAAAGACGCCAUUUGAGGGCUCUCUCGUGGAACUGGAAGCAGAGAUACGAAGCUUCAGUCAGCGAAUGUCGGAAAUAAAAUAUCAACUUACUGAUGUCGAGGAUCAACUUCUGCAAAAUCGUAAAACGAAGGAAGAUCAGCAGAAAACACUGGCCAAGCAGGAUAAGGAACGCUACGUGGCACAGCAGAAGCUGAAGAGCGAGCAGGAAUGCAAGCUGGAGCUCUCGCGGCACAUUCAGACUUUGAGCGCUCAACUGCAAAUCAAUGUGAAGCCAUCAGUCGUGGAUAAUCCACAGGAAUUAAUUGAUCUUCUGGAUGACAUCGAUGGGAAUCUUAUGGCCAAGCAGUGUGAAAUCACAGAACUGUCACAGAGCAAUGAUCAGGCGGAUCAAGCGCGUCAGGAAAAAAUCGAUGAGCUGCGCAACGAGCUAACCAAAUCGGAGCAGAGCAUAAAAACACAGGAGAAGCAAAAGGCGGACACCGAGCGAGAUAUCGAAUCACUGGAGAUGAAUAUCAAACAAAUCGAAACUUCGCAACAGCAGCUCAAAGUACUCGAGAAGCAAAUCGCUGACACAAAUGAAAAAUACGAGCAUUCCACGCGCAACUUCAAUCAGGAGGCAUGUCGUAAGGUUAUAGCUAGCAAAAAGGAAAACAGAGACAAGAAACAGGCGCAGUUUAAGCAGCUCGACGAUCAGCUCACAUUCCUCAGCUCCAUCGCCAAUGUGAAGACUGAGAUCGGACUCAAGGAGAAAGAGCUGGAGAAGAAGAACCAUGAGAUACAACGUGUGCGCAGCAAACACGGCGAUAAUUUGAACAAAUUUUUCAAGGAAUCAAUAUCAAGCAAUUAUCGUCGGGCCAUGCAAAAUGAAUACGAUAAGCUACGGCGUGAGAUUGAUGAAUUGAACGUGGAUGCCAAUGGUAAAAAUUUGGCAAAACAAUCACAUGAGAUCAAGCGCAAGAACCUAAUUGAAGAAAUCGCGCGCAUGGAGAAGGAAGUGCAGGACUCUGAGGAGCGCAUUUAUCAAAAGUGCCACGGCAUGCCCUAUGAUGAGCUGCUGCUGCGCAGCAAGACAGCUAUAGCCAAGCUACAGCUGGAGCAUGGAGCACUCAAGUCUGCCGAGGCCAUGUACAAGAAGUAUAUACAGAAAAUAGAGGAGGAGCCCAGCUGUCCGUUGUGUCACCACAAUAUGUCAGGGGAUGAGGCCUGCGAUUUGACUACCGAGUUGACGGAUGAAAUACAAAAGUUGCCGGACAACAUAAGCCGCACCGAAAAAUCCCUAAAGACAGAGCAAUCGAAGUAUGAGCAGCUACUGCAGAUCAAGCCAACCAUUGACAAAGUUAAGGAGCUGAAGGAGAAGCUGCCCAAGAAGAAGGAGGAGCUGCGCACCAUCGAACAAAGUUUGGGUGAUAUAGUCAGCGAAUAUGAGACGCUAAUGGCUCGACUAGGCGAGCCGACGCACAAUAUGGACUUGGCCAAUUCGAUGCUGGGCGAUAUGACGCUGCUAGAUGAGGCGCUGAAGGAAUCUGUGCGCGUUAAAAAGGAUCUAGAACAGCUAAAACUUAAAUUGCCAGAGAACUAUGAUGCCAGCGUCUCCAUAGAAGAUUUGCAAAAGCAAAAGGCUGAGGUGUCCAAAGAGUUAGAGGCUGAGUCCAAAGCGCUGGAGACCAGUCAGCAAGCAUUCGAGAAGCAAGUGGAGGCACUAAGCCGCUUGCGUGAAUUUCUAAAUGGCCUAAAGGACAAACGUAUAAAUCUCCAAGAGGGCGUGCAGAACCUACCCCAAUUGAAGGAACGUUUGGACAAGCUAACACGCCUGGUCAUUGCUAUUGGCAUGGAAGUAACAGAGCUCCGAUCAAAGCUGCAGCCGAUCAAGCAGAAACUAGGCGCAGCCUUAAGCGAAAAGGCGCGGUUGAAAGAAAUGGAGCGUGUUAAGCUGGAGCAAUUGCAGGCUAAAUAUAUGGAAUACAAAAGCAUCGAUAAGGAUAUACAAAGAUUGAAUGAACAGGCGCAGGAGUUUGCCAAGCUGGAUCUAGUGAAUGCCAUCAAAAAAUACGAUGCUUCCAUCAACGCAACCAAAGAGGAGAUCAGCAAUUUGGAUACACAAAUCAACGAAAAAAACGAAGAGCUGGAAGCCAUUAAGAAGAAAUGCUUUGAUCAACAGGCUCUGGAGCGCGAUCUAAAGGACAAUCGAGAGUUAAAGCAGCUGCAGCUGAAGGAAAGCGCAUUAAGUGAAGAUUGUAAGAGGCUAGCAAAGCAAUUGGGAAAUCUAGAUUUCCGCAGCGUCACAAAGGAGAAGAACGAGCUGAUAAGGAAACGUGAUGUGGCCACCGUGCGACGUGGCGAGCUGCUCGGGCAGCAGGGCGAAAUUAACAAUCAAGUGAAUAAGCUCCAGAAAGAGAUGGCUGAGCCGAGGUAUAAGGAGUCCAUGAAGAACUAUAUGAGAGCCAAGUUCGAGGUGGCUGUGAAGCAGUGUGGCAUCGAAGACCUGGGCCGACAUCGCCAGGCCUUGGAUUGGGCGCUGAUUGAGUUUCACAAGGAGAAAAUGAAUAACAUAAACAGCUUGAUACGGGAGUAUUGGCGCAUGAUCUAUCGUGGCAACGAUAUUGAUUAUAUACAGAUUAAAACCGAUGACAGUGCAACUGAUACAUCGGCCGAUCGCCGCAAGAACUAUAACUAUUGUGUGGUCCAAUCGAAGAAUAACUCCGUGAUUGAUAUGCGUGGCCGAUGCAGUGCAGGACAACGUGUCCUGGGCUCACUCAUCAUUCGUAUGGCCCUGGCGGAGACUUUUAGCAGCAACUGCGGUGUCCUGGCCUUGGAUGAGCCCACCACAAAUCUGGAUCGUGAUAAUAUAAUGUCAUUAUGUGAUGCACUCAAUCGCAUCGUCGAAAGUCGCCAGCAUCAAUCGAAUUUCAUGCUCAUCAUAAUUACGCACGACGAGAAUUUCAUCUCGUCGCUGGGCAAAAUAACAGAUUACCAUCGAGUGUAUCGCAACUCUGAAUGCAAAUCGGUGAUACAAAAAGUUCGAGUCGAUGGGGGUCACUAAACUAGAC